Ceraceosorus guamensis is the source of this 4836-nucleotide messenger RNA. RefSeq names its product IKI3-domain-containing protein. The record is from RefSeq and is a predicted model, not a curated record. The transcript has 12 exons. Bases 263 to 4723 code for a protein of 1486 amino acids. Gene Ontology annotation, molecular function: tRNA binding. Gene Ontology annotation, biological process: tRNA wobble base 5-methoxycarbonylmethyl-2-thiouridinylation. Gene Ontology annotation, cellular component: elongator holoenzyme complex; cytosol. NCBI's taxonomy places the organism in Eukaryota, Fungi, Basidiomycota, Exobasidiomycetes, Ceraceosorales, Ceraceosoraceae.
CCUGCAGCAAUCGGUCAUGCCGCGGCUGCGUGGAUGGCGCUUUAGGGAGCGAGAAGAUUCGUGAAUGUCGGUCAAGCCUCACCCCUCACGGCUAUAGCGCUACUUGACCCUACACGCUCACGACUCCUCACUCGACCUCAAGACUCAGGACUCAGGACUCAGGACUCAGGACCAGAAGUUGUAGGUGGUGCCAAGCAAGCGCAGAGCGCAGUCUGCCGCCGCGGAGUGUCCUUGCAUUCGCGACGCUUGCUUACUGCACAGCAUGCGCAACCUCGUCCUCCUCUCGUCGCCAUCCUACCUCACUACUGCUACCAGCACUCUGACUCAGCAUGGCCAGCCUUCAGCUUCAGCUUCGUCCUCUUCUUCGCCCUCGCCCUCGCCCUCGGGCAUCGCAGUGAGCAACGAUCGUUUGACAGUCAGUCCCACUUCCCACACGCUGUACUGGGCCACAUCAAGGCCAUCAACCACACAUGCAGGACUGGUCACUUUUGACGUGUACCAGCACUCGCAUGCGACGUCACAGUCCCAGCAUGAGGCAGUCGGCUCGCACCAUGCACGCAGCAUCUGCUCCUUUGCCGCUCCUGGCUCACCUCAAGGUACAGCCGAAAGAAGUCAAGUGCUGUCGCUGGCGUACCUCACCGAUAUCGCGCAAGACGGCUCUGAUGCGCUCAUCAUUGUAACUUCCGGUGGAGACAUUGGCGUGGUUGCGCUUCCAUAUCAUGCUUCAGGCCAAGGCCAGUCCCAGUCGCUUGCCUCCGCUCCACCGCCUCCUCCGGAAAUCGUGGGCAGCGUGGAGCAGGGCAUCCUUGCCGCCGCUUGGAGUCCCGACGAGGAGCGAUUGGUGCUGAUCACUGCAGCGUCGGAAGAGGAUGGGCCGGAAAAGAUGCUGGUGAUGAGCAGGAGUUGGGAAGUGGAGCACGAAAGCGUGCUCAUCUCCUCCGAUUUGGGCAAAGACACGUUUGUCAAUCUCGGGUGGGGAUCCAUCGAGACGCAGUUUCACGGUCAGGCAGGCAAGCAAGGCGCCGCUCUGGCAUCGCAGCAAGCCUUGGCAUCUGGCAGAAGUUCGUUCUUGCCGGAUGACGAUCUGCUUCCCCGCAUAUCCUGGAGGAGCAACAGCGAGUCAUUCGUAGUGUCGUGCAUCAACCAGCAGUCAUUCGGCGAGGGCCAAAACACUUCGUCUAGAGUGAUGAGGAUAUACGACAAGAGUGGCGUGCUGUCCACCACCAACGAGCCCGUCAAAGGGCUAGGCCUCAUCGCUGCUUGGAAGCCCAACUCGCUCUUGAUCGCUUCCGCACAACGUUUCGGCGAGGGUCCAAACCUGCAACCUGGUCGGCAGGGCCGACACGAUGUCGUCUUUCUGGAGAACAAUGGUUUGAGGCACGGAGAGUUUAGCCUGCGGGAAGACUCGCACUCUAUGCCCGUUGUUGGUCCUUUUGGAAGCCUGCCAUCUUCUUCCCUUCCUGACAGAAGCACGCCACACUCCAUCCAAGACCUCACUUGGAACUCUGAUGGUAGUCUGUUGGCGAUUCAUUUGGUCAGGAUGUCCUCAACAGCGGAAAAGCAGCACUUGCUUCAAAUUUGGUCGCCCACGAACUACUGCUGGACAUUGCGCCAAGAGCUCGAAGUUGCGCCUUGCGAACAAAUCAAACACUGCACUUGGCAUGGCGAAGAUGUCUUGUCUCUCCGUCUCCUGACCAGUCAAAGGGUCAUCUCGUACACUUUCAGCUUCGUCGAAAUCACUUCGAAUGAGGAAAUGCCGCACGACGCUGCUUGCGCUGCAGUCAUGGACGGGACCCAUCUGCGACUGACCCCGCUCAGAACGCGCAAUGUGGCCCCUCCAUAUGCCGCAUACACGUUGUCGAUUAGCGAAGCUGAGACCAACAAGGACUUCGGGCAACGAUCUGCCACUAUAAGACAUGUGGCCUGGUGCGACGACUCUACAGAAGACGCGUCACGAAGCAUUUUAGCCCUCCUGAUCUGCGGUCCUACGCGACGAUGCGUGUUGCUGUACGCGUGCGAAUGGGGCAAUCUCGCAAAGAAAGCUCCCCAAGGCGGCUGGCCGUUGCAUGCGCCUCGUUUGCUCGGCGAGGUGGCAUCCUUACCAUUCGAUGCAGAAGACGCAGCUGCUUCCCCUGGACUCUCAAGACAGGUGGCAGUCUCAAAACUCGGUGAUGGUGGCACGGCGAACUCGUUUCGCGUGGCGGUACUCGGCACAGACCGGUUAGGGACAUCAGACUUGCUUAGCUUGUGCGACGUAGAGAUGGAUGAGACACGACGCACCGCGACGCAGAGCUCGAUGAGAGAUUUAGGCCUGGGUGCCAGCGCCCCUCGCGUUCUUGCCCCAUGCCUGGGCUUUGAAGCUACGAGGGCCGGAGGUUUCUAUGUUCACAGUGCUGACGGCUCUGUCAAAGGCUUCUCUGGCCCCAUCGAAGGCGUCGAAGAACUAGACGCAGACAUGCAAAGGCUCACAGAAUGGUGUCCCUCAGUUUUGCAUAGGAGGAUCGCGCACAUUGCGGAAGAUGGGUCAGAGCAGGCUGUCGGCACCUCGAUAGAGAUUACGCUCGGCCUUUCGACGUCUGGCAAGCUCUACGCCAACGAAAAGUGCAUCGCUUCGGAUGCCACUUCCUUUGUCCUGAGCGGCGACACGCUGGUGUGGAGUACAUCGGCGCAUCGAGUGAAGUUUCUCUCCCUAUCUUCGUGUGUUCAAUCGAAAGAGAACGCGGAAGUCAUCUCGCAUCGCUAUGAUGCUUCUGAUGAAGAUAAUCCACUCAGUAGGAGGGUGGAGCGAGGGAGCAGGAUUGUGACUGCCAUUCCAAGCAGCAUGUCCAUCGUACUACAGAUGCCCAGAGGCAACUUGGAGACCAUCUAUCCGAGACCUCUGAUCCUGUCUGUGGUCCGCCAACACUUGGCGAGCUCGCAGUAUGGUUCGGCAUUCGGAAUUUGUCGGACGCAUCGAAUCGACUUGAACAUCAUUGCACAGCACUCGGCGUUGCUCAGCGAUCUCGAGCUGUUUGUGACACAGAUGGAGCACGAAGAUCACCUUAACUUGUUCCUCUCUGCUCUUUCAACAGACUUGCUUCACGCUGACAAGCUAAAUGAGCUGUGCGAGAAGAUGCGCGCCGUACUUGAUAGAAAGCCCCUAGGCAAGCGCUGGACGAACAGCUGUUUGGUCACCUUUGUGAAGCAGAGCCCUCCCAACUUUGAAGGCGCGCUACUUCGCCUUCGCGACAUACACGUGCAAGACGUCGAGGCGGCAAAUUCAGCAUGCCAGUACUUGAUUUUUCUGGCAGACGCGGACAAGCUCUAUCGAGCAGCGCUUGGUCUUUACGACUUUGUGCUGCCAUUGUUGGUAGCUCAGCACUCGCCACGCAAAGAUCCGCGAGAGUACCUCGAGGAGUUGCGGUCGAUUCGGGCAAUCGAAAACGUGCACUAUCAAAGAUACGACAUCGAUGAUAGGCUAGGCAGACACGGCAAGGCUCUGAGCUGGAUUGCCCGCGCGGGAGACGAACAUUACGAAGCUGCAGUGGAAUACGCGGACCGGCACAACCUGGAAAAGCAGGCCAUCGUUGCUUGGGCGCAUGAGCCUCGAAGACAAAGAGCCGCUUACGAGCGAUACGGCGAUGUUCUUGUGAACAAGCAAAAGUACUCGGAAGCUGGCGCUGCUUUCGUUCUUGCUCGGCAGAGGAACAAGGCGAUCGAUGCGUACAAGAGAGCAGACGACUGGCUCAACGCAUUUGCAAUUGCCGUAGAACCACCUCGCCUACCCUCCACAGAAAUUGAGCUACUUGCCGACAUGCUGACAGCAUCACUCAGUGACGCUGGCCGGUAUGAAGACGCUGCGCGCGUCGCCAUCGAGUAUGCGAAGGAUGUCGACCACGGCAUUGAGCUGCUCAGUACAGGACGCCAUUUCUCUGAAGCGCGUCGAAUGUGCGCUCAUCACAGCCGCAUGGAUCUUGUCGAGACUCAUGUCAAGCCGGCCACGCUUGAGGCGCAGACUACUCUGCUGGACGAUGUUGAAGCCAUGCACAAGCAGCUAGACACCACCUUGGUGCGCAUGGCAGAGCUGCGGCGCAAGAAGCGAGAGAGCCCGGAGGAAUUCUAUCCGGACGAUGGGCCUUCAGAUCCUCAAGCAGAUGGGCGCAGCGAUGCCUCGACGAGAAUAUCCGCCUUGUCGCGCUUCACGCGAUUCACGAGGUUCACGGCGUCUGCGGCUGGAAGCACGUCCAUCGCUGGGUCUGAUAUGAGCAACCUCACGGCAAAGCAGCGGAAGAAAGAAGAGAAGAAGCGAGUCACGGGAAAGAAAGGAAGCGUGUACGAGGAAGAUUAUCUGUUCGAGAGCUUGAAGAAGUUGCUCAGCAGCAGGUUGAGAGAGGUACAAUCGUCGACUGCUGCUCUAGUUCCACACCUCUUGGUGCUAUCGGGAGCCCAGCGCUCAGCAGCGAGCGUCUUGAGCGCAUCUUUGAGCAAGUUUGAGAUGGAAGCGCAGAGCAAAUUGCGAGACCUAAAGGACGCUCUGCUGGUAGAGUCUAGGGCGAUGGAAGAGAUGCGCUUGGAUGCGUUGAGGAGCAGCUCUGCGCAGGGAAUCGCGUUUGAAGAGUUGGCCGCUGCUGGCCUUUUUCAACCCUUGCCUAGGCGGGACGAGGUGGCGUUGUCGGAUGUCGAGUGGAGGAAUGUGGUCGAAGAGGCUGCGAAUGCUCGGUUGGAGAUUCAAGUCGACGUGUAGCAGCGAAAAUGCGUAAUGAUGAUGAAAAUGGCAGGACUGGUGGGCGUUACAUACAGCGCGUCGUCCGAUUGCGCCAUGACGGCUGCUGACAUCGUGAAGGCACCCGCCAGGAC